CUCCCCUCCCGUUCCUCGCAAAAAACAAAACAAAAACAAAAAAAGGGUCGCCCCAGCCUCUCGUCUCUCCCCAAGCGGCGGCGACCAGGCCGACGGCCCUCCGCAGGCGGUGCACCGGCGGUAUAGGUGCUCACCUGAGCUCUAGGCAAGGUCACCGUAUAGAUACUGCCGCCGCUUUUUCUAACCUUGCCCGACGUUUGGCACGCAACCUGAAUUCGUCUCGCCCGCGGCCGAUCUCCUCCAUCCGCUCGCCGCGCCGCAAUCCGGAGAGGAGACUACGCUAGGUCGAGCACCACCUGGGGCUCAGCGUUCUCGCGACCAGUUCCGGCGCGGCGUCCGCCCUCUGCAGCCACUCGCCCCCGCGACCGUCGUUGUUGUCCUACUUCGACACUCGCCACCUUGGCCGGCGACGAGCACCACCAGGACAGCAGCUUGGUACACCACAAAUUACAAAAUGUCAGCCAACGUCGAUGAAUCAACCAGUGGUGGCAGCAGCAGCGAUGCAGCUGGGGGGAGCUUUGAGUGCAACAUAUGCUUUGAGCUGCCUCAAGAGCCGAUAGUGACUCUUUGCGGCCACCUCUUUUGCUGGCCAUGCCUUUACCGGUGGCUGCACAUACAUGCACAUUCGCCAGAGUGCCCAGUGUGCAAGGCCCUUGUGGAGGAGGACAAGCUUGUUCCCCUUUAUGGACGUGGCAAGGAUCGUGUUGACCCAAGGUCAAAGAACAUGCCUGAGGGUGAGAUUCCUCACCGCCCAACUGGCCAGAGGCCUGCCACAGCCCCCCAGGCCGAUGCUAACAACUUUGCCAAUGCCAAUGCAAAUGCGAAUCCAUGGUUCAUGGGCACAGGAGUCCCUUUGGCAAAUGCGCGGUGGGGGAAUUAUGCAUUCUCAGCUGCUUUCGGGGGACUAUUCCCUAUGCUUAGCUUCCAAGUUCAUGGGUUUCCAGAUGCUGCUGCUUAUGCACAGCCUGCUGGGUUCCACUAUGGGUAUGGCCAUGGGCAUGGAUUCCAUGGCGGUCAUAUGGGACAUACCCAUGGUGUCCACCGACAAGCGCCAUUGGGCCAACAGCAGCAGGCAGAUAUCUACCUGAAGGCCCUGCUCUUCAUGAUUGGAAUUCUAGUGAUUGCAAGCCUCCUCGCAUUUUAAACUUGUUGGCAACAACUACCAGGAAGCCUGCUCGUCAUGGUUGGAACUUGGAAUUCUGGGAAUGUAAUCCUCCUGGCAUUUCAAAGUCGUUGGUAGUUUGACAUUGUGAUGGCAUAUUGGCCUAUGAAUUGCCAGAAUUUCAGUGUUGGGUCUGUACUAUAGCCUGGUGCUGAAUGUUGCAUAACUUAUUAUUGUAUUUGCAUGAAGUGUCCAUAGAAUAUGUAUUUACGUCUAGAUAAGUAUCUGCGUUUUACAACACCUUAUAGAGUGUAAGGAGGAACAUGGUGCAAUUGUUGCUGUUUAGUUUUGAUGGUUUUUAACUCUUUGGAUGUGAACGUGAUGUACAAUUUGGGUCCUGUUUAGACGUAAGGCAAAUAUAUAUACCUCUGUAAAGUGUUUACAUUUUAAAUGUGCACAAGAAAACCAGUCAAUAAUUAUCUGCUUGUUCGAAA
Messenger RNA from Sorghum bicolor (sorghum), 1596 nucleotides. RefSeq names its product E3 ubiquitin-protein ligase RNF5. The coding region runs from base 455 to 1144 and encodes 229 amino acids. Gene Ontology annotation, cellular component: endoplasmic reticulum. Gene Ontology annotation, biological process: ubiquitin-dependent protein catabolic process. The record is from RefSeq and is a predicted model, not a curated record. NCBI's taxonomy places the organism in Eukaryota, Viridiplantae, Streptophyta, Magnoliopsida, Poales, Poaceae. Gene Ontology annotation, molecular function: ubiquitin protein ligase activity; ubiquitin-like protein conjugating enzyme binding. The transcript is spliced from 2 exons.